Messenger RNA from Aspergillus heteromorphus CBS 117.55, 1167 nucleotides. RefSeq names its product cardiolipin synthase. Gene Ontology annotation, cellular component: mitochondrion; membrane. The coding region runs from base 99 to 1121 and encodes 340 amino acids. The record is from RefSeq and is a predicted model, not a curated record. Lineage: Eukaryota; Fungi; Ascomycota; Eurotiomycetes; Eurotiales; Aspergillaceae. Gene Ontology annotation, biological process: cardiolipin biosynthetic process. The transcript is spliced from 5 exons. Gene Ontology annotation, molecular function: cardiolipin synthase activity.
CGUGACGCUUUGAUCUGUCGGCUCGUCGAUCUAUCAUUAAUUUGUAUCUGAUAUCUCGAACGAGUGACGUCAUCCGACCAUUUCGCUAGCAACCCAUCAUGGCUGCAAUUGCAAUGCUACCGAUGCCGCUACGUGCAUCCAGACAAUGCACCCGCUUAAACUGCCUAGUCAUAUCCUCGCCGUUGGUCUCUCUUCCUCUUUCACGGAGGGGAUGGGUGGGCUUGUCGGCAAAAGAAGCUCGCGACUUCUCAACGGUCACAUUGGCUAGUCGCUCGAGAAUCCAGACGAGCUCAUUGCGAAAGAGGACCAGUGUGGUUUGCGCCCUAGAGUCACGGAUCAUUGGCCAACAAAAGAGAUACUCUGCCCAGAAGCCGACCGAUCCUAGUCCUCAAAGCUCUCCGCCUGCGCCUAAGAAGCCUACCAUUCUCUCAAAGCUCCCCAACCGCACUCACGAGAACAUCUACACCGUCCCCAACAUCCUCACUUUCACCCGUCUCCUUGCCGCGCCUCUGGUAGGAUACUUCCUCGUCCACGACCACCAUGUCGCCGCCCUGGGUCUCUUCGCCUACGCCGGUGUUACGGAUCUGGUGGAUGGCUGGAUCGCAAGACGGUGGAACCUGCAGACAGUCGUCGGAACCAUCAUUGACCCCAUGGCCGACAAGCUACUCAUGACCAUCGGAGUCGCCUGCCUGGCUGUGAAUGGCUCAAUCCCAGUCUGGCUCGCCGUCAUCAUCCUCGGUCGCGACGUUGGACUCGCCAUCUCCGCUAUCUACUACCGGUGGAUCUCCCUCCCGCCCCCGAAGACCAUGGCCCGGUACUGGGAUUUCUCCCUCCCAUCCGCCGAGGUGAAGCCCACCACCGUCUCCAAGAUCAACACCGCCCUGCAGCUGCUGCUCGUCGGAAGCGCCAUCGCGCUCCCCGUCCUCCCCGAGACUGUCAUCAGUGCCUGGCAUCUGAAUGAGGCGAUGACCGGAUUCCAAUACCUCGUCGCCGCAACAACCCUCUGGUCCGGCCUCAGCUACGUCUUUUCUCGUGAUGCGGUCAAGAUUCUUACCAAGGAGGAGAUCCAGAAGCGCAUUUCUCGCGCUGCUGCUACUAACACUGCCGGGAAGAAGCCUUGAUUUCGGGUUGGGUUAGGUUUGGUUGGGUGGGUAGAGAGGUAAGGGA